AUGUGGAAGGGGAAGCACAACGUUGACUUGCCUCCGCACUGGUGGGGCAGCAAGCAUCCCAUUGCCUGGCUGGCUUGGCCUUGGGGACCUGCCACCUCAGUUCUCAUCUUGUCACAAAACAUCACAUGGGCUUGUGCUUUUGGUUCUCAUCUUCUAGUUCCGUCCUUAAGGGCUGAUCCCUUGAAGAUGCAUUUCACUGAGUAUUUAAUAGCAGCUGCUCAGCAUCUGGCAGGACGUGGCCCUGCCUGUAAAUACGUGUGGUGGCAGAAGAGUGUGGUGUCGCGCCAUAGGCAGGGCAUGCGUCCUUCCAAACAGCCAGUUUGUUCUCCAACAAGUGCAAAAUGCUUUCAUUGUCUGGCCAGCAGCACGGCAAGGUUUAUCAGCACACAAACCCGAUGGGGAAUGUUAAGCGGGUUAGGUGGCAGCAGCUCUGUGGAAGGUGGUCACCCUCCAAGGAUUAGAGGUCAGAACAAUUGUCCGCCCUGUGACCAGGCAGAGACACAAAGGGCCAUUGUGACAAGAGUACAAAAUCCCUGUUUAUUACCACAGGGCUGACAUGCUGAAAGACCCGCUCUCCCUGCCAGCACAAAAGCUUCCUUGCUUCAGAUUGUUUGUUUAUGUAAAUUAAAAUGGUGCAUUUAAUUAUGCAAUGGGACGAGCCUCAGCAACAAGGGAGGUGCUGAUUGGAUUGCCCCAUGGCCAGAGCCCACUGGCAAGCCCUUGGCACAUCUGAUGGUGUGACCCUGCUCUGCUGCAGCACCCGCAGGAGAGGAGACAGGCGUUGACCAUUUGCACAGGGGAGCAAAAUCCCUGUGGAGAAGGGGUGAAGGGUAUUGCUCCCCACCCCGGGGCGCAGGACCGGGCCCCCGGAAGUGCACGGCCCCGGUCUGCGGGCACGGCACAGCCCUAAGCAUGACAGAAGUCCCAUCAGCAUCUGGCAUGCCCGAGUGCAAUGGGAGUGUAACCCUGAAGAAAGGCCCACUGCAGGUCGUUGGUGAAAUAGCAAAAUCUGUUGGAAUGGUCCCUUGCACAAAUGCAGAAAUGUGCCCUGAUGAUGCUCCACCUGCAGAAGAAAACCGGGGGGAAAAUAGAAACUCGCUGGCAGAGGACAUAGUUCAUGGGGAUUUUGAUGAAGAGAAGCAAUGCAAAGAAAAGCAAGAGGAAAACGAUGGGACAGUACAGCAGGGAUCAGCUGAUAUCCAGGACACGGGGACUGAUGGUCAGGAAUCAGAGGAAGGGCCAGGCAGCGAAGGGCUGCCUGCGGGCAGCAGGGAGCCAGUGAUGGGGAUGGCAGCCAGCACUGUCGUGGAGGCAGCAGAGACCCUUGCAGCCAGCACCGAUGGGAGGGGAAAUGCCACUGAGGAGGAGGAGGAGGAGGUGGAGGACCAGGAGGAUGAUGAUGAUGAGGAGGACACUGAAGAGGAUGAUGUUCAGGUGAUCGAAAUCAAGAAGGAGAACAGCAAGGCAUCCCAUCUAAAGCAGUAUGACAGUGGCAAGGAGGCGUCUCCCCUGACCACACCUGGCUGCAACUCCCCAGUGGAGAAACCAGGGGAGCAGCUUAACCUGGGGAAAAAAAAUGAUAUCUCCAGACACAGCUAUUCUAGGUACAACACAAUCUCCUACCGGAGGAUUAGAAAAGGAAACACCAAACAGCGAAUUGAUGAAUUUGAAUCCAUGAUGCACUUAUAAACUGGUGGAGAAUGCUUAAAGAGCCGAGUGUUCACUCUGGUUUUGAUUUUCUUGUUUGUUUCCCCCAAGGCAUGUCUCUUCACACAGCAUGAGGUCACUGCUCUUUUCCUUUUUGUAUAUGAUUUCAUAAUACACUGUUAAAAUUUAACAUCUUUGCUUUGGCAGUGGGCAGAGGCAUCCAUAACACAGGAAAAUAAAUAAUCAGUUUGCUAAAUAUAA
This is a messenger RNA of Pezoporus occidentalis (night parrot), 1908 nucleotides long. RefSeq names its product ermin (gene ERMN). Gene Ontology annotation, cellular component: paranode region of axon; filopodium; cell cortex. NCBI's taxonomy places the organism in Eukaryota, Metazoa, Chordata, Aves, Psittaciformes, Psittacidae. Gene Ontology annotation, biological process: morphogenesis of a branching structure; actin filament organization; regulation of cell shape. The coding region runs from base 913 to 1689 and encodes 258 amino acids. Gene Ontology annotation, molecular function: actin filament binding. The record is from RefSeq and is a predicted model, not a curated record. The transcript is spliced from 3 exons.